AUGGAAAACUUGACUUUUCUAAAUCUUUCCCACAACUCUCUGAAAGGUGUUGCGCAGUUUCCAGGCGUAGGACAACUUCAAUGGAAGCUUCAGUAUCUUGACUUACAUUCCAACUCCAUUGAAGGAUCCCUUCCAAUUCCACCACCUGGCUUGACGGUCUUUUUGAUCUCAAACAAUAAUGUAUCAGGAGAGAUACCUCAGUCAAUUUGUGAUAGCAGCACCAUUGAAGUUCUUGAUCUUUCUUACAACAAUUUGAGUGGCAAAAUUCCAGAAUGUAUGGGGAACUUUAGCAUCAAUCUUCAGGUAUUGGAUUUGCGGAAGAACAAAUUGUAUGGAAAAAUUCCUGGAACAUUUACAGAGGGAAGUAAUUUGAGAACGCUUAACUUGAAUUACAAUGGAUUAGAGGGACCACUCCCACAAUCUUUGAUCUACUGUACAAUGCUCGAAGUUCUAGAUCUUGGGAACAACAAAAUAAAUUAUACUUUCCCAUUUUGGUUGAAAAGUCUUGAAAACUUGCAGGUGCUUGUUCUUCGUUCCAAUUACUUUCAUGGUUCAGUAUGGCGUUCUUUUGAUCGUGAUAGUAGUUAUUUCCCUAAGUUGAGAAUCUUUGAUCUCUCAAGGAACAGAUUUAGUGGUUCUUUACCAACAAGGUACUUUGAAAAUCUAACCGAUAUGAUGACUAAUCGUGAAUAUAAGAAGAAGUUGAAGUACAUGCAGGGUACAAAGUAUUAUCAAGAUUCUGUGGAGGUGGUAAUAAAAGGCAGGGAUGUGUUACUGGUGAAAAUUAUUACCACUUUGACAAGUAUUGAUUUCUCUCACAAUUACUUCGAUGGAGAGAUUCCAACAGUAAUUGGAAAGCUUCGGGCACUUCGACUCCUCAACCUGUCUCACAACAGUCUAGGAGGUCAUAUUCCUGCAUCUUUAGGAAAUUUAAGCCUUCUAGAAUCCUUGGACCUAUCGUCAAACAAGCUUUUUGGGCAAAUUCCCUCACAGUUGGUAAGCUUGACAUUUCUUUCAAAGUUAAAUUUGUCACAAAACCAGCUUGUGGGACUUAUUCCUCAAGGAGACCAGUUUAAUACUUUCUCAAAUGACUCAUACUAUGGCAACUUGGGAUUAUGCGGACCUCCAUUGACGAAAAAAUGUCAAGAACCACCAUCAUCGACAUUCCAUGAUUAUGAAGACCACAAUAAGUCAACCUGGUUUGAUUGGAAAGUCAUUAUGAUGGGUUAUGGAUGCGGUCUAUUGCUCGGCUUGCUUAUUGGGUAUGCUGUUUUCUCGACAGGAAAGCCACAGUGGGUUCUAAGGAUGAUUGAGAAAAGCACUCUUGGAAAAUCUGAUUAA
This is a messenger RNA of Mangifera indica (mango), 1341 nucleotides long. RefSeq names its product receptor-like protein 33. NCBI's taxonomy places the organism in Eukaryota, Viridiplantae, Streptophyta, Magnoliopsida, Sapindales, Anacardiaceae. The coding region runs from base 1 to 1341 and encodes 446 amino acids. The transcript has a single exon. Gene Ontology annotation, molecular function: protein binding. The record is from RefSeq and is a predicted model, not a curated record.